Messenger RNA from Parnassius apollo (apollo), 2214 nucleotides. NCBI's taxonomy places the organism in Eukaryota, Metazoa, Arthropoda, Insecta, Lepidoptera, Papilionidae. The record is from the annotation of a GenBank genome assembly.
AUGAAUUUGGAUCCAGAUCUCGGCGAUUUGGAGGAGAUGCUCGCUCACGUGCAAACGCAGCUGGAGCACGAGAUUGAUCUCGAGAAGGAGUCCAAGAUGCCUUCAGUGGUAAACGUUCAGGAAUCACCAAAGCCGAAAAGGACUCCGUCGUUUAAUAAAGCCGAUUCGUACGAGAUUCGUCGACAAGCACCGAGGCCUCCAUUGAUGAGGGUGAACAGUGACAUAAAUUCCGGCAGCAAGUCCCUCAAUGGUGAAACCAGAAGUCAGUACAGCGUAGAUCUCAACCAUAACGAAAAGCUACGCGGAUCUCAAACCAGUCUCAAGUCUGACGAUGCGGUGUCACAGAUCUCCUUCCAGUCUUUUCGGUCUGAGCCUGUUCAGAGGCUCUCUAUGCUCAGUCUGCCUGAUAAGCGAGGUUCGUCUGCUUCUCUCAACGGGAAGGGGAGAACGGCGACCUUACCGAGAGGCUACGGUUCAACUAAGGACAAGAGUUGGGAGGACUACUGGGCGCACGAGCAAUCCAUAAGCAGUGCCCGCGCGUCCGUGAUGGUGUACGACGACCACGCCAAGAGAUGGAUACCUUCUGGCUCCAGCUCUGGCCUGUCUAAGGUCCACAUCUACCAUCACACACAGCACAACACCUUCCGGGUGGUUGGGAGGAAGCUCAAUGACCAUGAGGUGGUGAUAAACUGCGGUAUCGUGCGCGGACUAAAGUACAACCAGGCGACGGCGACCUUCCACCAAUGGCGUGACGCGCGUCAGGUGUACGGCCUCAACUUCUCGUGCAGGGAGGACGCUGACAGCUUCGCGAGAGCAAUGAUGCACACGUUAGAGAUCCUAGCGAACAAGACGAAUACGAACAACGUGCCGCCGCCGCCGCAGCCGCCGAAUCCGCCGGUGCCGUACAACGGGCACAACAACACGCACUACGACGAAGACAUGGGGUACAGGACGAUGACCCGAGAGGAUGCGGCAAUGCUCCAACAGCCGCAGUACCAUGCGCCGCACAACCAGAUCCAGCAGCAGCACAACCCGAUACCGCAGCAGCACAACCCGAUACCGCAGCAGCACAACCCGAUACCGCAGCAGCACAACCCGAUACCGCAACAGCACAACCCGAUACAGCAGAUGCAGCAUCAGCACAUACAGCCGCAUCCGCAGUACCACCAGCAACCGAGCCAGUACCACGCCCCUCAUCAGCACCAUCAGUCCGCAUCCCAGCUGUCAACUGUGUCGACCGCACCCCCCGCACCCCCGCCGCACGCGCCGCACACGCUGCCGCACGCGCCUCACCCCCCGCCGGGGCAUCACCGCACCAGCAGCGCUCCUAUGCCUCCUAACAUGUCAUUAACCGCUGUGAGCGCACCGCCACCCGUCCCGCCGCAUCAGAACCUACCUGCCCCAGCAAACGGUCCUUUGCAGGGUCCGAUCGCCCCGCCGACACCUCCGGCCGCGCCACAACCUCCACCAAUGCAGCAACAGCAGCAACAGCUGCAGCCGGUGCAGCCGGUGCAGUCGGCCCCUGCGGCCACACAGGGUUCAGGCAGCGCGCCGCCGCCGCCCCCGCCGCCGCCCGGCGCCACCGCGUCGCCUCCCCCUCCUCCCCCGCCGCCCGCGCCUCCCGCGCCCCCUGCCGACCCCGGCGGCUUCGCGGCGCAGCUGCAGCAGGCCCGACUCAAGCGCCAGGCUAAGCAAGCGAGCGCGAUCGCGAACUCGGAAGCGGCGUCACCCCCAGGGGGUGCGAGUACAGGGGGUGCGGGUGCGGGUGCAGGGGGUGCGGAGGGUGGCGUGCGGGCGGCCGGCACGCUGCACUGCAUGAUGCACGAGAUGGCGCGCACGCUGGCCCGCCGCCGCGCGCACCUCGAUCGCGCUGAGGAGUCAUCCGCCGACAAUUCAGCAAACUCCACACCGCUGAAGACGUGGGAGAGAUCCGCGACGUUACCGCAUCGACUGCCCGCCGCAUGUAAUGGCAACACUCCCAAUUCGGAGUCAGUUCAACAACCGCCACAGUCGCCACGUUCAGUUCGGAAACGGUUCGGCUCAGCCAGCGAGGAGACCAUACUCAAGCAAGUGAACGGCGGCGAGGGAGGCUGCGUCACUGCGGCGGAGUGGGACGCGUUUAAGCAGGAGAUGCUGCGGGAGAUGAGGCAGCAGCUGAAUCAGAUCAAGAAGGAGAUCUUAGAUGCAAUGAAGGCGGAGUUCGCGCGCAGGUAA